GUUCAAGAUGUUUCGUUUACUACCAGUUAUUGUUGCUUCCUGUUUCGAGUUAGUACCGCUUCCUAUGGAGAUGUGGUCCAACGUUCUUCGAUUGUUAGAUCCUAUGACAUUACUGUCUACUGUUAGAGCUUCACCAAAGUGGAAGGAUGUCUGUUUAGGAGACCGUAUUUUAAAGAAGAAACUCAAAUCUGCUUCGAACAUUGAAGUAAAACUUGCUAAAGAGUCGAUUUGUAAUCCAGGAAAGUUUGUUUCUGUAUCCAGAAUAGAACCGAAGAUAAUGUUCGGGAUGAAUGUAGCAAAGAAAAUUUCGAGAAAACCAAAUCCCAUUACUUCGGAUCCAAUUCAGAUAAUUUUGAAGGAUAAUUUGAAACACAGACGUGAAAAUCGUGCUGUAAAAAAUACUAAGAAAUUUGUGUCUUGUAGAAUAUAA
This is a messenger RNA of Psylliodes chrysocephalus, 430 nucleotides long. The record is from the annotation of a GenBank genome assembly. NCBI's taxonomy places the organism in Eukaryota, Metazoa, Arthropoda, Insecta, Coleoptera, Chrysomelidae.